CAAUUCCUUUGUUCUCAUCAUCUAAUAGGAUGUAGGGGACGUUGGGCCUUUUAAUGUAUGAUGUGCUGAGGCCUGACGGAGAGCCCUGAAAUGCACCUGAUAAGAUGCAUAUUGUUCUGAGCACUUUUCCAGCUGAUUUGCACCCACUGGCUCAACACAAAUCAUGGCUGGGGUCACUGUAUAUAGAUCAUCAUUUCUUUCCUCGGCCGCCAUUCGGUGCCGUUGAAUCUUACGACUCUUGAACCUUGGACACCAGGAUCGAGCAACAACCUUUCAAUUUCCGAAAAGACAAAGUCAACACCACAACCCCAGAAGACAACUCCAUUACCUUGUAUGCAUUCUUGCUCUCGGUAAACUUGCUGAAGACCAAUUCAAUUUCCAAGAUAAUGGACGAUCUCCGAGACGGAACCCUUGCGAUGUCAAUACCUUCUUCUACCCGGUUACAGCAAUGGCAAAGCUUUGCUGAAACUCACCUUGUCGCACUGACUUGCGCCUUGAUGUUUGCAUCAGCUUUCGCCCUGCCUUCCUUUUCGUCGGCAGCACUUGGGCUAAAAGGACUUUAUGAAUUCACAUUGGGACUAUUCAUGUUCUCAGCUGUCUCAUUUGGCGUGAUUUAUCGAUGCGAGAUCAAAGAGUAUAAACUCGUUCAAUUCCAUUCCAAAGAACGAGGACUAACACUAUCCAGACAUAUCGCGCCGGGACUCGCAGUGUGUAUGCCUUUUGCCUUCACAGCCCUUUUGACCGUACGGCCCUCCCUGAAGGAUUUUGCUCCAUAUAUGCCAAUUUCUGCAGCUAUGGGAAUUAUGAUCAUUGUUUACAUCGUCCCAUGGGCGAGGAAGAGCUUUCAUGCUCGAAAUACUGUACAGGAUGUCAGACUUGGAGAAUUCAUGAGAGCUGAGCACAGCAUCAGAUAUUCUGGAUCCGAUGGAGCAUCCAUGGGCUCGGAUUCAACCCGCUCCAGUGGAGUUCACCUGUGGAUUUUGAACCGUUUCAUGGGAUCUGAGGUAGACCCCCUAGUUUUUGCACACCUUGGUCACGCAGGACACUACGACACAUCCACAAUACCACCACUUUGGGAGACGAUCAGCACCGGUGAUCUCGAAUUAGGACUACAUCCUGGCUCCAGCCGAACCAGCACAACCUCCGAAGAUUCCACAGAUCCGUUACUGCUUUGACACGGCAGAGAGAGGCUCAUUACUGCUAUCAUUACCACUAUCCCUUGUCCUAGGUCUACUUGGCUAUGGUAUUCUCCCUGUUUCAACAAAUCUGCUUGAACUAAGGCAGCACGACAUCCUUUUCCAGUUGGAUGUGACAUACGUUUAUCAUGUCUCCGAGGCUUGAUUAUUUAUACCGAUAGGACAUUGAAAAUGGCUGGAGGUUCACAGAGGACUCCAAUGUCUUGAAAUAACAUCUAUUCACAUCUGCGAGUGAAAAGUUGGUAAGAGGCAAUCGAAAAGAACACGUUUCCAGACAGUCCAUAAGGAUCAUUUUAAUUUGGAACCGUCAUCACUCCCACUUGAGAGGGUUCCAUGGUCCCUUGAUUUCCAGAGUUCCAAUCCAAGGCAUAGACACAAGAGUUCCGAAGGAUUGCUCCCCAGACGCCCCAGACGCCCCAGAC
Messenger RNA from Cadophora gregata, 1618 nucleotides. RefSeq lists its product as uncharacterized. The record is from RefSeq and is a predicted model, not a curated record. The transcript is spliced from 2 exons. Bases 387 to 1175 code for a protein of 262 amino acids. NCBI's taxonomy places the organism in Eukaryota, Fungi, Ascomycota, Leotiomycetes, Helotiales, Ploettnerulaceae.